AUGGAUUCCUUGCCAGACGCACUAUCUCCAAAUCUACAUCUAGCUCAUCCAACACAGAAUGAGAAUCUAUCGAUAUGGAGAGAUACAUCUGAAGAAUGGAAGGCAGCCCUGACGGUUUCAGAGUACAUGAACGAAUAUCAAUACCUCACGACCGUACCUCUAGCAAAGGAUGGAUGCAUGACGCAGUGGAUUUUAGUGGAUAAAACCCUUCCAGCUGACCAGCGAACUAUUCUCGCGUCAUGCGAAACGUUCCGAAAAUGUUCUCUUACCCAGGAACUAGAUGGGAGCAUCAAAGACACAGUCACUCAUGGAGUUGCAAGUGUAUACUGCGAACCAAAAUACCGAGGGCGAGGUUAUGCAUCACGGUUGAUGGUUGAACUGUCCCGGACGCUCCUAACUUGGCAAGCCGAUGGGAGAGAAUGUGUCGCUAGCAUCCUAUUUUCCGAUAUUGGGGGAGACUUCUAUGGCAAACGCGGGUGGUAUGCGUUCCCUAGCCACCAUAUCAGAUUUGAGCCAGCGCCCAUGCAGUUACACUCUGUUAAACCGAUAUUUAAUGAUGAUCUGGGCCCACUUUGCAAGUUAGAUGAGCAUCUUGUGCGAAAAUCGAUGACAGCUGCACCUCCAGGGAGAUUGCGACAUAUGGUCAUACCAGACCUCGAUCAUAUAUUAUGGCAUGGAUGUAGAGAGAAGUUUUCAUGUGAGAAACUCUUUGGAAAAAUACCAGAGUUCAAGGGGGCUAUUGCAGGAGAUCCCGGAAAUAGAGUAUGGGUCCUUUGGAAUCACCGGUUUGUUGGAGCCCCAGGAGAUAAAAAUGCGGCCAACACACUGUAUAUCCUAAGAUUGGUUGUGGAGAAUCACGCCGUUCUUCAGAGUCUUUCCACUGAUCCUGCACAGCAGCUAUCACUUGACGAAGAGCAACAACUGCUUGUUUGCCAUGCUAGAGACGCAAUACGGUCAGCUCAGAAUGAGGCUGCUGGGUGGAAGUUGAAUUCCGUAGAGAUCUGGGAUCCAUCUGCCCAAGUUCAUGCUUUAAUACAGCGAACAGGAGUUCCAUAUCAGGAGAUAACGAGGGUUGAUAAUGAAAUAUGCUGUCUCAACUGGUUGAGAAAGGAGGAAGGCAAAAGCGCCACCGUGGAAUGGGCUGCAAUUGAAAAAUAUUGCUGGUGCUAA
Messenger RNA from Nannizzia gypsea CBS 118893, 1170 nucleotides. RefSeq lists its product as hypothetical. The record is from RefSeq and is a predicted model, not a curated record. NCBI's taxonomy places the organism in Eukaryota, Fungi, Ascomycota, Eurotiomycetes, Onygenales, Arthrodermataceae. The coding region runs from base 1 to 1170 and encodes 389 amino acids. The transcript has a single exon.